AUGCUGAAUUUCAAUGAGCCGACAAGGACUGAUGAUCCGCAAUGGAAGGUUUGUACCCUUCAACUUUUAUCCUUCCUUCAUCCCGCAGAUUCUCAUAUACGAUCGCGUUGGCCAGGAUAUCAUAGCCCCCCUGUUCACUGUCAAGGAGCUGCGUACCCUAGGCGUGACUUUACAUAUGCUAUUGGAUACCAAACGAGAGGCCAUACCAGAUGUACCCGCCGUAUACUUCAUCUAUCCCUCUCAGGAGAACAUCAGGCGCGUCUGUAAGGUGCGGGGCUUUUUCUGGUCGUUUAUUAUUCUUUAUAGGAUUUCGAGUCGGAUCUCUACGACUCAUAUUACCUCAACUUUAUUAGUCCGAUUCCUCGUGAACAACUCGAGAUAUUGGCUGAAAAUGCUCUCGCUGAGGAUUGUAUUUCCCGUAUCAAAAAGGUAUACGAUCAGUACGCCAAAUUCGUCUGUUUGGAGGACGACCUUUUCGUGCUUACUGAAGAGUCUCGUAAUGUUCAAGACGGGACUUUCUACAGUGAGUUUCUUCAAUCCUCUCCAUUGCUUUCGACUGUAAUGACCUUAAUAACAUCCACUACUGUCUCUUCUUGUCACAUCUAUUCUUUCGACAAGUAG
This is a messenger RNA of Spirometra erinaceieuropaei, 621 nucleotides long. The record is from the annotation of a GenBank genome assembly. NCBI's taxonomy places the organism in Eukaryota, Metazoa, Platyhelminthes, Cestoda, Diphyllobothriidea, Diphyllobothriidae.